AUGCCCUCACCUAGGUCUUUGUUUCAUGUCAUCGCACCCCGCACAUUUUUCACCCAAUCUCAUCGCUACAAUUUGAUGCUGACCGACAAAAAAAUAAAAUUAGACCUGUCGAUAAUGCAAAUCUGUACCCAUUCUGGCAGUUUCCACGCCGACGAGUCGUUGGCUGUUUAUAUGGUGAAACUUUUACCUGCCUAUAAAGACUGCAAGUUGGUUAGACUGAGAAACCCAGAGGACUGGGAAGCGAGCGAUUUGGUUAUAGAUGUGGGAGGAAAGUACGAUGGAACCAAAUACUUUGAUCAUCACCAGCGUGAGUUUUCCGAGACUUUCUCUGCCAAUUACAAGACAAAAUUAUCUUCUGCUGGGCUCAUUUAUAAGCAUUUUGGAAAACAGAUCAUCGAGGAAGUUUGUCAAAGCACCAAGGAGAACACCGAAUUGUUGUACGAGAAAGUGUACAAGGAGUUUAUCGAGGCAUUGGACGCCAACGACAACGGAAUCAACAACUACUCAAAGGAAGCCGAAGCAGAAAAAAAUUUCAACGACAGAAAUAUUACCCUUCCAGCUAUAGUUCUGAAACUCAAUCCUUCGUGGAACGAAAACCCAACCGAUGCUGAUUUUGACGCAGCAUUCCAAAGAAGCAGUGCUCUCAUGGGCGAGGUUUUCGUCAACUUGCUCAAGGGCUAUGGAAACUCGUGGCUUCCCGCUCGCACCAUAGUGGAGUCUGGUUUUGACUCAAGAUUCGACGUUGAUAAGUCUGGGAAAAUCCUCAAACUCGAGCAGUUCUGCCCAUGGAAAGAACAUUUGUACGCCAUAGAAAAGGAAAAGUCGGCCCAGGGACAAAUUGAGUUUGUUCUCUUCCAGGACUCGUCGUCCAAAUGGAGGGUUUCUACUGUAUCGGUGACAUCCACAUCUUUUGAGUUCAGAAAAGGAUUGCUUGAACCAUGGAGAGGCCUUCGAGACGAGGAAUUGAGCGAAAAGGCUGGUGUUCCUGGUUGUAUUUUUGUUCAUGCUGCUGGCUUUAUUGGCGGAGCCAAUACUUAUGAGGGUGUGCUCAAGCUUGCGCAGUUGUCGUUGUAG
Molecule: messenger RNA, 1074 nt
Organism: Meyerozyma guilliermondii ATCC 6260
Lineage: Eukaryota; Fungi; Ascomycota; Pichiomycetes; Serinales; Debaryomycetaceae
Exons: 1
Coding region: 1-1074 (357 amino acids)
Cellular component (GO): nucleus; cytoplasm
Source: RefSeq, a predicted model, not a curated record